AUGUACAGUUUACUUCUCAUCGUCACCUUCCACAUCCUCCUCAUCUACUACCUAGUUAUACCAAUAAUCAACUUCUUUCGUGCCAAAACCCACAAAAAGCAUCUAGUCAUCCGGAUCGGGCCGAAUGCACUCUCCUACGCAGAUCCCGUUGCUAUCAAAGUCAUCUACGGACAUGGCGCAAAAUGUACCAAAGAUGUCUUCUACUACACACUGUCCGGGUCUCAUUUCCACCUGGCAGACGUACCCGACAUGACGCAGCAUAUAGUUAAGACAUUCGAUAAAAGAUUUACCAGCCCACUACCGAAGGGCCAAAUUCUAGACCCCAAGGACCUAACGAUCGAUUACCGCAUGUGGAUGAAUCUCGAGGAUCUACGGUUCCUAGAUCAACGCAGCGACAUCAUCACCUCGGAAGCAAAAGACAGGACCCUGAAAAAGGUGCACUUCCGCGAAUGCCUCUAUACCAACGCAUGGGUCACUUCAAACCUGGUCUGGGCGUAUGACUGGAACAAGACACUCGCGCGAGUCAGCAAACUGGUGUCCUCGAUGUAUCGCCAGAAAUGGAAGUUGAGUGAGGUCUGGGGCGGGAUCCAGGGUGGCUUCUUCGCUGCACUGAUGGAGGAUAAUACCGGUUCCCCGAAUAGCCUCGAAUGGGGGGAGAUCGCUGCCGGAGUGACAAAUGUGAUGCUUCUUUUGUUGAAAAAUCUGCAUUGUCUGAAGCGACUGCGAGAGGAGAUCGUCGGAGUGCUCGACCAGGAUGAGGUCAUUGUCCCUUAUGGCAAGGUGAAACAUCUGCCAUAUCUUCGAGCUUGUUUCGAUGAAAGCAUGCGCAUGUUCCCUCCUGUGUUACUCCAUAUUCCCUGUCGCACACCUCUGGAAGGCACCGCCGCCGUCCGAGGUGAGUUCGUCGCAGGUGAGACUUCGGUCGAGAUUUCAACGUAUGUGGUUCACCGCAACGAGGCCAUAUCUUUAGACCCGGAAGCAUACAAGCCAGAGCGCCGGCUAGGGGAAACAGGAGGGAUCUACAGCCGUAUUUUGUUGCUUUCAACAAGGGGCUACAUUGGUCGCAACAUCAGCUAUCUGGAACAGACUGUUCUUCAGGCUUCCCUCCCAGUCAGUCGGGAAAGGACUAAUCUCACCUCUGGGCCGAUGCUAGUGAAGGUAUGGAAGCGAGCGGAUGAAAUGUGCGCGGACAUCUAG
Messenger RNA from Aspergillus alliaceus, 1197 nucleotides. Its product is annotated as cytochrome P450. NCBI's taxonomy places the organism in Eukaryota, Fungi, Ascomycota, Eurotiomycetes, Eurotiales, Aspergillaceae. Gene Ontology annotation, molecular function: monooxygenase activity; oxidoreductase activity, acting on paired donors, with incorporation or reduction of molecular oxygen; iron ion binding. Bases 1 to 1197 code for a protein of 398 amino acids. The record is from RefSeq and is a predicted model, not a curated record. The transcript has 7 exons.